CCUUUUCUAUUUCGUCGCAGCUAAAUAAACAAGCCUAAACCCUAGCGCCUCCGCCCCUUCCGGCCCAAACGCGUUAGCCAUGGCGACAACAGACGUCGCCGCCCCUGCCACCGCCGCCGCCUCCGCGGUUUCCCUCGACGAGACCAAGGCAAAGAAUGUCCUCCGCCUGGUGGAGUUCUACUUCGGAGACAUCAACCUCCCCCGCGACCGUUACCUGCGGCACCACGUCCAGGAGAGUGAGGAUGGAUUGGUGAGCUUGGCUCUCAUCUGCUGCUUCAGCAAGAUGAGGUCGCACCUUGGCCUAGAUGCCACCGUGAUGGAGGACGGCGUGCCUGAGACGAUAGUGCUUGCGGUCGCCAAGGUGCUACGGUGUUCAGCGGCCCUCCGCGUCUCUGAGGAUGGGAAGAAAGUUGGGAGAGCUAACGAGCUGCUGUAGCCAGAUGAGAGCAAGUUGACUCUUUGGAUUGCACGUCUUGUAAUCACUUCGAGCGGAGUACUUGAAAUCACUUCUGUAGCGUGAGCUGGAUGCAAGUUUCGCCUCCUCUUCUUGUGUUUGAGCAAGAGACAAAGCCGAAUCAACAGUCCUAGGCUUAUGUAAACGUAUGCCUGACUGAAUUUUAUGUUUUAACCCUUUUACAAACUUGGUAACAAAUUCCUCAUAAUUUAUGUUAUAUACCAACACUUAAUGUGUAA
Triticum aestivum (bread wheat) is the source of this 693-nucleotide messenger RNA. RefSeq names its product la protein 1. Gene Ontology annotation, molecular function: mRNA binding. The record is from RefSeq and is a predicted model, not a curated record. Lineage: Eukaryota; Viridiplantae; Streptophyta; Magnoliopsida; Poales; Poaceae. Gene Ontology annotation, biological process: RNA processing. Bases 80 to 436 code for a protein of 118 amino acids. Gene Ontology annotation, cellular component: nucleus; ribonucleoprotein complex. The transcript is spliced from 4 exons.